Molecule: messenger RNA, 864 nt
Organism: Styela clava
Lineage: Eukaryota; Metazoa; Chordata; Ascidiacea; Stolidobranchia; Styelidae
Source: RefSeq, a predicted model, not a curated record
CCGUUAGUUGUGUUAUCAAAUCUCUCUACAAUCCAACAUGGACUUUGUCAAAAUAAUUUUCUUCGUCUCUUUCACAUGUGUCUUGCCUGCGGAGCAAAAGUUACCUGCUGGAACCUGCGUUUCCAAGAUCGUGAAGGGGAAACUUGUCCAAGUUGGAGAUUGCGAGAAAAACGAUGGAUCCGAAAUCGCCAGACUGAUAAAAAAGAGUCUUGUUGAAAAGAAAACAGCUGAGAAUGAAUGUGGCGUCAUUUACGAUUCGAAAUGCUUCCGAUCAGUCUUGUAUAAUGUAACAAAUGUUACCUUCGUUGAUGCCGAACCAAUUUGCAAAUCAAUGAACUACGGAAUACCCGCAAAUAUUUACGACUUGGCGCAUUAUCAGUUGGUGCUCCCUUACCUACGCUCACUGAUCCCUGUUGGUGAGGAAUCGGCACACAUCUGGACAGGGUUGGAGUAUAAGAACAAUCAGCUUUUGCUGUCCAAUGGAGGACCAUUCAUUAUAGAAACAGAAGUCUGGAAUCCCACUUUUCCAAAGAACACAACAUGGCGGACGAAUGUUGCUCUUCGAAUCGAUAACAUCCCAAAUCGAAGUCAGGGAAUUUACAAUACACCACCAACCGCGGAUACGGCCGGUGUCAUCUGCGAAAUAUAAAACCAGCUAAAAACCUGACAGAAUGUUGUUGACGAAUUGAAUGAUAUGAACCACAAAUAAUUGAAUUUUGUCUUAUUUCAACUUACUUCUAUUAUUUCAUUACUUUUGCAUUAUAUCCUUGUCUAUAGAAACCUUUAUCCCAUCAAAUAAAAUUUAAAGCUGCCUCAGCCCAUGUGAUUUUCGUAUAUAACCAAACAUGAUAAUAAAAAUCCAUU